AACAGAAAAAUAAAGAGGCGUUCUAGCCGGGGAGAUGGCUUUUUGCUGCAUCCUGCCUUGCACACUGUCCGUUUUAAAAACUCUCCUUUCUCCCUGCUUCAAUAGGCUUCUGUGGGAAUAGUUCAACAUGCUGGGUCCAAAGGAAUCCCCCUCAGAAACAAGAGAAAAGGGCUUAAUUUUGACAGAAAGCACUGGAACGGUUUGCUUUCAUUACUGUCCUGCCUAGUUCAGCAGAACACCAAGCUCCGCAGGUUAACACAUUUUCUGUUUUUCUGCUCAGAGAAGUCGAGUCUGGCCACACGGAUGAUGCACUCCAGAGGAAAGACUGUACUGUUAUGGAUCUUCUGUCUCGCUCUCUUCUCAGUAAUAGUCGUUGUUUACUUGGACUGCAGGGAUGGAACAUUGGUGUGGAUGUACAACAACAAAAGCCUAAAAAUCAUCCAGCUGAAAAAUGAAACCGAGCACUGGCUGACCAUGCCGGACUGGUUCAAACCCAGGAACGGAUAUAUCAGUCAAGAACCAAAGGGAAUAUCCUUGCCCAAGUGGUUCAAUCCAAGCGCUCGCGAAGAUGUGCAUACACUGACCACUUGGUCAGCCCCCAUCAUCUGGGAGGGAACAUUUGAGAGAUCAGUCUUGGAGGAUUAUUACAAGGAGCAGAAAGUCACCGUUGGUUUGACAGUUUUUGCCAUUGGGAAGUACCUAGACAAAUAUUUGAAGACCUUUUUGACCUCAGCGAACACCUUCUUCAUGCCUGGUCACAAUGUUAUCUUCUAUAUUGUGGUGGACAACCUCUCAAGAGUCCCUUUAAUCGAGCUGGGUCCCUUACGGACGCUGAAGUUCUUUCAGGUGGAAAAGGAGAGCCGGUGGCAAGACAUCAGUAUGAUGCGAAUGAAAACCAUUGGAAAUCUCAUUGAGAGCCACAUCCGCCAUGAAGUGGAUUUCCUCUUCUGUAUGGAUGUCGACCAGGUCUUUGAGAGCACCUACGGGGUGGAAACUCUUGAUGAGUCAGUGGCCCAACUCCAAGCUUGGUUUUAUAAGGCAAACAGGGAAUCAUUCACUUAUGAGAGGAACCCAGAGUCAGCUGCAUACAUCCCUUAUGCAGAGGGGGACUUCUAUUACCAUGCAGCAGUGUUUGGUGGCACCCCACAGCGUGUCUACAACCUCACCAGGGAAUGCUAUGAAGGUAUCAGACAUGACAAAGAACAUAACUUGGAAGCCAUUUGGCAUGACGAAAGCCACUUAAACAAGUACUACCUCCAGAACAAGCCCAGCAAGGUGUUAUCUCCAGAAUACUGCUGGGAUUAUAAAAUUGGAUGGUCCUUUGACAUUAAGAAUAUAAAGUUAUCCUGGAUGCCCAAAGCAUAUGAAGAAGUCAGAAAUAACUAACUUGUCAGCAUUCCUGAAAGCAAAGCGUGUCGAAUGGUCACCCUGGUCACAGAAUAUGUUUCUUUGGCAGUUUGAAGAAAAGAGAAAAACAUUAGCCGAAGUAUUUUAAUUCAAUAAACUGGGAAGUUCUCCAUCCUUCUUCCAACAAUUAUAAUAUUUGCUCUCAAAAACUGGCAGACACAGAAACAAGAGUUAUGAAUCAAAUAACAUACUGAAAGAUUCUACGAGUUCUUCAAAUAUGGUCUUGGACUUUGUGAGAUAUUUUGGGCAUCCAAAAAUAUUAGCGACCGCUUACUAUUAUAAUUAUGACAUUCAGGUGAUCAGUUCAGGACACAGCGAUGAACUUUUCUGCUCAGUGUGAAGAUAGCAGAAAAGACAGCAAAACCAUAGGCUGUGGACAGCCGUGAGUGAGCCAGGGUGAACAUGGUGAAAUUUUGUAGCUGAUGAUACAGGGACUUUCAAUGCACUCAAACUAUCCAGAUAUUCACUAGAAAUAAAAACUGAGCGCAACAUCCAGAAAACCUGAAAGUAUCCAGAAAACCUGAAAACCUGAAAGAGAAGAUUUGGAUUAUGGGCCAGGGCCAGAAGCAAAUCUGGACCAAUUGUCUAAGCUAGGAUGCCCAAGGUCUACUACUGCAACUGAAGGCUGCAGCUCAGAGGACUGUAGACAAAAAAAAACUCUACCACUAGCAGUCUGCCAAGAGCAGAUGGAUAAGGCAGAUGGAUGGAUAGCAGGCUACUUUGCAUUUAUAUCAGGCCAGACCAGUCCAAAGAUGCCCUACUGCCUGCCAUUUACUGGACUAAGGCUGUAUGCACCCUAUUUCCUUCCAUGCCAAAAGAGGUCUGAGCAACAAUCGCAAAUUCUAAAAGCCAACUGUGUAACGUUGCCAGCCUCCAGGUGGGAAUUCAAGUUCCCCUGGAAUUACAUCUGAUUUCCAGAAUACGGAGAUCAGGGCCCCUGGAGAAAAUGGCAGCUUUGUAGGGUGAACUCUGUGGCAUCCGAUCUCUGCUGAGCUCCCUCCUCUUCCCAAACUCCACUCUCCUCAGGUUCCAUCCCCAAAUCCUCAGGAUUUUCCCAGCCCAGAGUGGCAACCCAACAACUGUGUCAGUCCACCAUGGCGAAAACGAAAAGAGUCUUGUGGAGCCUUAAAGACUAACAGAUUUACUGUGGCAGAAAAACCGGACCUCAUUUUGUCAGAGAUACAAAGUAGUAUCCUCAGAUGGCAGAUACAUAUUCACACAUGGAUGCAAACAGAAGAGAGUGGGAGUCAGAAAGUCCAGAAUUCCAAGAGAUGGGUGUGUCACACUACAUUACCAAGCACCGAUGAAAACAGGAGUUGAAGAUCCAAACAGAGUGGGAGUGGAUCAUUUCCAGGGACAGUUACUUUCUGUAGUGAGCCAGGAUCCAAACUUGCAUAUGAACUUUUCCCUCUUUUGAGUGUGAAGAGGACUCUCUAAAUGACCUACUGCAAGGGGGAGGGGGACUAGCUGUCAUCUCUUUAUGGCCUCAGAGAAGAAGGAAAACAGACUCCGGUGACCUCAAGGGAGAAACCGCUUCGGCUCUGAUGUUCUGUUUGAGACUGAGGGAGGAAAAGGCCUUUUGAUGCUUUAAAACAGACCUGGAGGCAGGAGAGAAGGAACCAGGGCUGUUCCAAACCCACCAAGCCUGCAGCCAUUCACUAUCUGCUUACAGUAAAUGUUUGGCUGUUUCCUGGGUGUUCCAACUGCAGGCAUUUCCUUGGGGGUUUAUGUAUUUCAGAAUCCUACGACACACACGCAAAGUCUGCUACUGGAUGCUGAUUUCAACAUGCUGUCCUGUUUUCUAAAGCAAAUUUCUAGCUCUGAAGGGCAUUUAUUGCAUGGCUUUGUGAGCACCUGGUGGAAUCUCAGAAGCCAGAGGGGUAUUGAGCAAAGUAGAAGCUGAAAUAUGCACAGGCCAGAGCAGUCAACCCACCCCCACCCCCCUUGCUUCAGAAUUGGGUUCCUUGCGAAGCUGCCUUAUACUGAUUCAGUGCUGUCUACCUUGGUCAACAUUGGUUUUUUGCAGCCUUCUAGGCAAAUUCCUUUAAUUGGAAAUGCCAAGAAAUUGGACCUGGGACCUUCUGUAUGCAAAAGGCAUGCCUUGUCAUGGAACUACGGUCCCUCUCCCUGUGGGACACUUUUUCUUGUAAAGAAAAAUCCCUGAAUUAUUAAACAUUGUAGAGGGACAGCUAAAUAGAACACCCAUGUUCGGAGGCAGCCUGAAUUGCAACUGCUAGGUACAGCUAAUAGGGCACGACCAUUUCCAUUGUAGCUUACCCAUGAAGUCCUAACAUCAUCCCACCAGUAGCUGCUGGGAGCUAAAUUCUGGACUAGGUGACUUGUAGGGGAUACGGCAAGUACUGCUUUUAUAUUCUCAGAGCACAGGGGUUUUGAAUUCAUGUUUUGUAUGUGGAAUACUAGAGGUAAGGCAGUCCCAGUGGUUCCCCUAGUCAUGCUGAUUUGGGACCAGCCAAUAUUAGAUGGUUUUACAUCCUCUACUGUGAUCUGCCUCCCACAUAUAUGGUUCCUACUCAAUACACUUGAAGGUAGCGGUCUGCACAGUAUUGGUGCUGUGAAGAUUUAGAGGCCACGGAGCAACCUGUGUCUUGAUCUCCCCCCUGCAAUCUGGUUAAUGUUGCUGUUCUGCAUCGCACCCAGCUCCUGGACAACUUGACCACUGCCAUUUCCCUUGUGGUAGAAUUCUACAACUCCCCAUGGUGUUGGUCAAAACUUCCAGUUCCUCCACCUAGACAUCCUGUCCAUUGCCUCUUUAUACGUUUGAAAACAGCAUACUCCAUGGACUGCUGAACAAUCCAGUAGUAACCUUUCUCUGCACUUUUUCCCUUUUUGGACUUACAUUCCACAACUCAGGCCAGCCCAUUGUAUGAUUUGCUGAACCAAAGAAAGCCCACCAGUCCAUUUUUGGUGGGAUGCAUUCAGGUUGGUGGGCCCCAACGUACUGGACUACCCUCUUGGAGGUUCUGCUCCAGCAGCAAGUUAUUCCUCGUCUCCCUUGUGCAAAAUCCUCUUGAUGCCGGGCAGUUCCUGACACAAGGAUACCUCCUCCCCAAGGAUGCCAGCAAAUGCAAUCUGUCCUUGUCUUGACAGGAAGACAGAUUUGUAAAAAAUAAAGUGAAAUGAGACUUUGAAAGUUCUAAAAUGGACACACAAUUCCUCUUGGAAGAGAUAAUUUUUGUUAAUUUAUUAUUUUUUGUAAAUAUCAAUAAGAUAAUAAACCAAUCCUUAUUUUGGCAA
This is a messenger RNA of Eublepharis macularius, 4662 nucleotides long. RefSeq names its product N-acetyllactosaminide alpha-1,3-galactosyltransferase-like. NCBI's taxonomy places the organism in Eukaryota, Metazoa, Chordata, Lepidosauria, Squamata, Eublepharidae. Gene Ontology annotation, cellular component: vesicle; Golgi apparatus; membrane. Gene Ontology annotation, molecular function: hexosyltransferase activity. The record is from RefSeq and is a predicted model, not a curated record. The transcript is spliced from 7 exons. Gene Ontology annotation, biological process: carbohydrate metabolic process. Bases 304 to 1386 code for a protein of 360 amino acids.